UAGCGAGCUAGCCAGUUGCCUGGUUGGCUAGUUACUCUCAUGCGCAACGUAGUUAGCUGGAACGAAGGCUUGCGGAUAGAAAGCAAUGCGCUUUCAUGCAGUAAAUGUCACAGAUUUUACUCAGUUGUCGACGUUAGUUAAACUUUACCCGACGUUUUGAUGCAGAGAGCAUUAGGUACGAGUAGUCAUUAGCUUGGCAUCAUUAACGGGCGGAGCAGAGGGCUCUUUUCUCUGGGAAAAGUGGCUAACCUUAGCUAGGUAACCUUAGCACCGGAGUCACUGGCGUCUCCUCCUGCCACAGAGAAGAGCACAGGCAGGCUGAAGAUAUGUGAAUGUGGAUUAGCUCAUGUUGGUGGACACUGGAUGAUCUGAAACGUGAGUUUACAGGUGGUAUAUGUGUCCGUGUCACGUCACUGAAACUACCCAGACAGAGUGGAACUGAGUAAACCAGCCAAAGGUUGCCACCAUGUUGGAGGAGGACAUGGAAGUGGCCAUCAAGGUGGUCGUGGUCGGCAAUGGAGCUGUUGGCAAGUCCAGUAUGAUCCAACGGUACUGCAAGGGCAUCUUCACUAAGGACUACAAAAAGACUAUCGGAGUUGACUUCCUGGAAAGGCAGAUAGUUGUAAAUGACGAGGAGGUGCGGCUAAUGCUGUGGGACACUGCUGGGCAGGAGGAGUUUGACGCUAUUACCAAGGCCUACUACCGUGGGGCCCAAGCAUGUGUGCUAGUCUUCUCUACCACAGACAGGGAGUCGUUUCAGGCUAUCGACAGUUGGAGGGAGAAGGUGGAGGCGGAGGUCGGAGACAUUCCCACAGUUCUCGUGCAAAACAAAAUUGACCUUCUGGAAGAAACCGUUAUAAAAAACGAGGAGGCAGAAGGUUUGGCUAAAAGGCUCAAGCUGAGAUUUUACCGAGCUUCAGUAAAAGAGGACCUCAAUGUCAACGAGGUUUUUAAGUACUUAGCUGAGAAGUAUCUCCAGAGACUCAAACAGCAAACGGCAGAAGAGACAGAGGUGCUCCACACAACAAGCAAUAAAAUAGGUGUUUUUAAUACCACGAGUAGUAACGUCUGCAACCAGAGCUCCAGCAACGGCAGAGAAGUCAUCACUUUGCGACCUAACAAACAAAGGACCAAGAAGAGUAAAAAUCCUUUUGGAAGCUGCAGUGUACUCUAGAUAAGAAUAAUUUAGUUUUAGUGACUCAAUAUUGUUUCUGAGACUAAAAUUGGUCAUUAUUUUACUUUGUGGAGGUAGCCACAUUUAGAAACCAAAGCCUAAACAGACUGGGAAACACAACUCCAUACUACUUUAAUAACCUGACGUUUAAUCUGUAAGUUUUCUCCCCACACUGAUGGCUGAAUUUCCCUCAAUUCAGCCUCGGCUCUCCGGCAAUGAUCUGCGCACAAACCUUUGUAUCUUUGUAUCCUUGUGGUUGCCCUCAGUAACAGCAGCAGCUACAGUACCUGUUUGUUAUUUAGAUACGACUCGACAUACAAUCCUGUCAUCAAAGCAGCAAAGGUUGCACUCCUGAUCUAUGAAAACUCCUCUUUAUGAUUUCGACAGUCUCCCCUUCCUGUGUUUGACAUUUCAACUGUGCAAUAUGUUUGCGUGUAUUGUAGGAUACAAAAAAAAAAAAAGUACCAUAUUUUUUCUGUCAGCACAAUAUGGUUCAAACUUUUAUUGUGGACAAAACACUAUCGAAUCCACAGUUAAUUCUCUGUGCAGAAGUAUUUUUGUACGAAUCAAAACAGUGUUGGGUGAUAUUUUCACUAAAGUGUUGACAUAGUGCCAAAUUUCCUCUUUCUGAACGUAACACUGCGGUGAUGAUGGAUGUAACAUGAAAUGAAUAGAAUGUGCUUUUAUCUAUAACCAAAUAUCAAUAACUAUCGACACAAAAUAUUCCUCUAUAUAUCUGCUCACACUCUUAUUUACAGAUUUGCUAAUCGGGACUUUCACAAAGUUUUUACUUUGUGAUGUAAAACACGAGUUGAAGUCACAGUCAGUUAUAGCGUUAUGUUUUUAAUUGCAGUUGUUUACAUUUUACAUAUGUAAAUGCUUUUCUUUAACUUUGGUACAGCUUUUCCAGAGUAAGCAAAUAUCAGUAUCUAUGUUUUCAUGUUUCACUUUAUUUCUAACAUUUCAAACACUAAACAUGGUACAAGAUUUUGGAUUUUAUUUCUCAGUUUUGCUUCUGUAGUAUCUAAUCAAUUUCUACUUUGUAAAUAUUAUUCUGCUCCUUUUUGAUGGGUAAAAAAAGGAGGAGGAGUGGGACUAGAAAGUUGAAAAGCUCACUGCUCAGUAAUGAGUGACCUCAUGAUACGGAGUUUUGAGCGGAAUGUGAACCCCGGCUCUCUGAACGUACAAAAAGCUGACCUUCAGGGUGGGACGUUUUGCUUGUGUGUGCCUGAAUAUGCAAGAAAAUUCAGUUUCUCCUCACUAUUUGAGGGCCCUCCAAAACAGAUCUCCCAAAUGAAUGCUCAAUACUCAGUACAUAUCUGUGAACUGUGUCACUGCCUUGUCUGCACCAUGCCUUUUAUUUUCUUUCCCCCCAAAUCUCAUGAAGACACCGGUUUACUAAGCACAACAAAAUUAUCAACAUUUCCAUAUUAAUAGUAUUUUACAUGCAUUUAGAAAACACGGGGCAUCUGGGAAUACAUGUGCAUGCAUUUUGUCUUUUUAAAAAGUUUUGCAACUGAUCUCAGAUCUGUUUUAAAUGAACUUUAUUUUCGAGAUGUUAAAGAUGGGACUGUUGUGAAAAUCCCAACAGGUGCUUAAACUAUGUUCCAGUUCUACCAUUGGUACGAAGAUUAUGUCACAUUUCAAGCUCUCUCAUUAGGUUGUCUGUAAACCGUGCUGUUUUGUAAAAAAGAAAAAAAAGUGGCAUAACUGUAAUGCAUGCAAGCCUUUUUUCCACAUCGGUGAAUGUGCAGCCACGGCUGCAACGCCAUAAUGCCUUGUCUUUGUUUACAUUCUCCCCCUCUGACCACCAGUAAGCAUUUCAGUCCCUCCUCUUGCUGUUUGUUUUAAUUGCCUGCACAGUAAAUCUGUACAUAAUUAUUUCCCUAAGCUUUCUUUUAUUUGUAACAUUGUGUUCACUUUGCCUUUUUUGCUUUUUUGACUGAAUGGAUUUAGCGCACUUUAUCUUGACGAUGGCAUGUAAUCUUAAGAGAACCGUUAAGUAAAAACUAACCAUACUUAUGUGCUGUCACUCAGGUGUUGUAAUGAUCUCUGUGUCUUACUGUUACUCUGCUUCUUCACAAAUCAAUUUCACACAUUUAGAUAGACAAACCGUAUGUAUGCUCUCACUCUGACAAAAACAACACUCAUUGUUGGAUUUUUUUUUAACAAUAAAAAAUAUAUCACUUUAACUUUAAGCGUGCCACACUGCUGUGCACCUGAUGUUAUGUUUGGGGGGGAGUCGAUGGUAAUCUGAUAUAAAUAAAACUUUACUUUUUUUCC
Messenger RNA from Epinephelus moara (kelp grouper), 3457 nucleotides. RefSeq names its product RAB23, member RAS oncogene family (gene rab23). The record is from RefSeq and is a predicted model, not a curated record. Gene Ontology annotation, molecular function: GTPase activity; GTP binding. NCBI's taxonomy places the organism in Eukaryota, Metazoa, Chordata, Actinopteri, Perciformes, Serranidae. Bases 467 to 1174 code for a protein of 235 amino acids. The transcript is spliced from 7 exons.